UUUGACACUACUGACAAUUCAAACGUCAGUUUGACAGGUGUCAGGUGUCCCUUGUUUAUUGUUAUCAUUACGUUAUCAAUGAUCUAAUUUUAAUUAAAACGAAGAAAAACACCACACAAUUACUUGUUUUAUCAGUGCUGGCCAAUUUCCGACGCAUCAUUCCGUCUUUUAACAACACACAAUCAACAGAUCUGGGUAUGCGUGUGAGAUAAGACAUUUGGCUCAGUUGGAAGUAUGGGGACGUUGGAAACGGUGUGGAGGGUGUUGACGAGGAAGAAAAUCCUCGAUCCUGUGUCAACAGAACGCUCCGAGUUGAGCAGAGUGUUGAAUACCUGGGAUUUGACGGCUCUGGGUGUUGGGAGCACCCUCGGUGUAGGUGUGUAUGUGCUGGCUGGUCAGGUGGCCCUAAAAACAGCGGGGCCCUCAGUUGUCUUGUCGUUUGUUAUCGCCACAAUUGCUUCAGUGUUUGCUGGUCUGUGUUAUGCCGAAUUCGGAGCUAGAACUCCUCGAGCUGGUUCAGCCUACAUCUACAGCUACGUCUGCGUAGGCGAAUUCGUAGCUUUCGUAAUCGGAUGGAACCUAAUCCUUGAAUAUGUCAUAGGUUCAGCAAGCGUUGCACGAACUCUCAGCAAUUAUCUCGAUGCCCUUAUCAAUGACACGCUCAAAGACACGUUCCGAGAAAUCGCCCCCAUAGACGGCAUCAGUUUUAUGUCCACAUAUUUUGAUUUUCUAGCUUUUGGUAUUUCAAUACUGCUAGCAAUUGCUCUAGCAUUUGGUUUGAAGGAGAGCAGUAUAGUCAAUAAUAUUUUCACUGCGAUAAAUUUAUUCGUAGUGUUGUUUGUGGUGAUCGCCGGAGCUACUAAAGCAAACACAGACAACUGGUAUUUGCCAGCCAAUGGCACUGGCACAGGCGACGAGGGUGGAUUUUUCCCCUUCGGCGUUGAAGGGAUGAUAAAAGGAGCAGCGACCUGUUUUUAUGGGUUUGUGGGUUUCGACUGUAUUGCAACAACAGGGGAGGAAGUAAAAAAUCCAAAAAGAGCCAUUCCAACAGCGAUUAUUUUUUCACUAUUUGUUAUAUUUCUUGCAUAUUUUGGAACUUCUACAGUCCUUACAUUGAUGGUCCCAUUUUAUAAUGAGGAUUAUAACGCUCCACUUCCCCAUGCUUUUGAAAUGGUUGGCAUGAGCUGGGCCAAAUGGGUUGUAACAAUUGGGGGCCUAUUUGCACUAUGUGCCAGUUUGUUUGGCGCUAUGUUUCCACUUCCAAGAAUAAUCUACGCAAUGGCUAACGAUAGUCUUGUUUUUCGGUUUUUGGGUCGUGUCAGUUCAAGAUUUAAAACACCAGUUGCUGGUACUUUAGUGGCUGGUGUUUUGACUGGUUUAAUGGCCGCUCUUUUCGAUGUCAGUCAAUUGAUAAAUAUGAUGUCCAUUGGAACUCUUAUGGCAUAUACUAUAGUUGCAGCAAGUGUUCUUCUUCUACGCUACGAGAUCGAUAAAGGCGACAUUUACGAACCUCUAAGGGCCCUUUUGGACUCGGAGGAAGUCGAGACAUAUACGGAAAAUCGUAAUUUGGACGGAACCAGCGAAGAAAUCGAACUAAUGCCUGGGGAAAUCACAACUACGAACGUAUUUAAACAAAUUUUUAACUGUGGUAGACAUGGAUUCCCUUCGGACGUUUCCGAACGAAUCGUCAAAUUUCAAGUUUGUCUCUAUUGCAUUCUUUGCAUUUUAAUCGGAGUUUGUGCAAUGCAUUUGAAAGACUGGAUCCGAAAUGACGCCCUUUGGGGUAUUGUCGUUUCGGGGGUUGUGGUCGGAUUGGCCGUGUUGGUUUUAAUGUCGAUUACAACGCAGCCACAGUCGAGGAAAGAACUGCCCUUCAAGGUCCCUUUGGUGCCCCUCAUACCCGCAUUGAGCAUCUUGAUAAACAUUUAUUUGAUGCUAAUGUUGGACGUAAACACUUGGAUUCGAUUCGGUGUUUGGAUGCUCGUAGGCCUUCCCACUUACUAUUUUUCCAUCCAAACUCAUUCCGAUGCACGAAAUGAGAGCAUAUGCAGUCGUGACUCCGUCAAACCGAACGGGAACUUAACCUCUUUCACCAAUCAUGCCUAUGUUAACGAUGAAACUUUACCGAAAAUUAAACCACGUGCACCCGAACCGCCCAUUUCGAACAACAUCGAGGCGACCAUCGCCGUCUUGGACCUAGUGCUCGAAAACGAAGAAGCCAACAUUGACGAGAACCUAAUCGAACGCGAACUUUCCCUUGGCUCUGCCUCUGACGCUUCCAAUGUUUUACGUGAAGAGAAUGUCCAAGCUGUUGUGCAUUGUCCUGACCAAUCCGGUGACGUUGAAACCCCCACUCCUGAACCUGACCCCGCCUCUGACGAGCCUCCUCCAAUGGAGGAGGAAGCGGACGAGCCCCCUCCAGUGGUCGAGGACACGCCUCCAGUUCCCCCACCACCUCCACCCCCACCACUAGAAGGUGUGGCCAUCCCGAGACCACAUUUCCGCUUAAGUGAGAUAAAUAACGUUAAAUUGAAAUCGUGGGACGAGACAAAACCACUAUCGCCACCUGUUGACUACUCUCGACAAAAUUCAAUGGCUCCUGACAAUGAUGGUAACCUCAAAUUCGGUUCGCCACAAUAUAAAGAAUUUCGCGAAUAUUUAACCCAAACGUUACAAGAUGGCGGUUACGCCCCGACGCCUAUCAUUGGCAUAAAUAAUAAACCGGUUAAAACCGAACCGGUUUCUAUCGAAAAUGUUGUUCAGGACAAAAUUGACCGAGAUGAUGUCAAGCAAAAGCUGACAUUGUUUUUAGAACGGCAUAAUAAUAAUAAUAAUGUGAAGGAAGACAAUUUGCAAAUUAAUAAUAUUGUUGAGGAUUUUAAAGAAGAAUACAAGAAGAAUUCGGAAAAUGUUAGUAGUUCAGGUGUGAAGCAACGCGCGAAAGAUGACAACGAUUAUGACCAAUUGAGGCAUAAACAGAACAUGAAUAACGUUUUUAAGAGUAUCAGGCUGAAAAAAGUGGACAGUUUUAACGAAUCUCAGUAAAGCUUGAUAUUGAUUGAGAUUGAUAUUAACAAAGCGUCCCGCUAGCUUUGGAUAUUAAGAAGUUGGAGAUUACCAAGUUUUUGUUCCUGUUCCUAUGUCGCUUUUUGUUGUUUCCUUUUCCUUUCUUCUUUUGCUUUGCUUCUAAUCUUUGCAUGAAUUUUUUAUUACACGGUAUUAAAGAACUGGGAACUAUUAUCGAGUUCUUUACAGGUUUUCUUAUUUACGGAUUUUAUGGUCUUCCGUACAAUGUAAGAACGUUCAGAAAUUAUGAAAGAUUAGAAUGAUUCUCCUCCUAACCCUAUUUUAUAAUAUACAAAUUAUAGUUUAUUAUAAUAAAAUAUAUUUUAUGAA
Tribolium castaneum (red flour beetle) is the source of this 3396-nucleotide messenger RNA. Its product is annotated as high affinity cationic amino acid transporter 1. Gene Ontology annotation, cellular component: plasma membrane. The transcript is spliced from 11 exons. The record is from RefSeq and is a predicted model, not a curated record. NCBI's taxonomy places the organism in Eukaryota, Metazoa, Arthropoda, Insecta, Coleoptera, Tenebrionidae. Gene Ontology annotation, molecular function: L-arginine transmembrane transporter activity; L-lysine transmembrane transporter activity; L-ornithine transmembrane transporter activity. Bases 235 to 3045 code for a protein of 936 amino acids. Gene Ontology annotation, biological process: L-arginine import across plasma membrane; L-ornithine transmembrane transport.